Messenger RNA from Homalodisca vitripennis (glassy-winged sharpshooter), 2120 nucleotides. Its product is annotated as DNA damage-regulated autophagy modulator protein 2. The record is from RefSeq and is a predicted model, not a curated record. Lineage: Eukaryota; Metazoa; Arthropoda; Insecta; Hemiptera; Cicadellidae. Bases 308 to 1078 code for a protein of 256 amino acids. The transcript is spliced from 6 exons.
CUUACUGCUGUCACUUUCAUCAGCCAUGUGAUUUUUAGCACAUUUGUUAAAUUGUUAUUGCCAUUCGUUCGUCAUAUCAUACGUAACCGUACAUAAUAUAAGACAACGGUCUUGACUGAGUCAGCGUAGAGAGAGAUGGGGAUAUUGAUAGUCAAUUAGUCAUAUUAUGAUAAUGAACAUAACCUGAUGUAUAUAAGGACAUAUUCAAUCGAAACUUAAAUACAACUUGAUUAUAGUAUAUUUUUAUUCAGAAAGUGGUGUAGGUUUAUUACAUUAAUUUUUUCAACGACAUUUCAAUCUACAAAGUAUGGCUAUUAACAAUCUUCAUUUAUUACCAAUAUCCUUAUUUAUUCUUUUUCCAACGACAUUUCUGGGAACUUAUAUUGCUGCUGUUCUACAAGGUCACGUUGAGCCUGAAUUUCCUUACAUAAGUGAUGAUGCUACUUAUUCACCGGAAAGCUGUGUGUUUGGACAGUUAAUAAACAUAGGAAGUGUUUUAUUGUGUCUUGUUAUCUACAUCCGUUACUGCGAAGUGGUCCAGUUCUUUGAUGAUUACUCAAUGUCACCAAGAGCAGCGAAAUUGAACAGAAUGGGGUUGUGGUUUGGUUUUUUGUCAUCAUUUGGACUUAGUCUGGUUGCUAAUUUCCAAGAAACCAAUGUUAUAUAUGUCCAUUUUGCUGGGGCUUUACUAUGCUUUGGGAUUGGAACAGUAUACUUCUGGGUCCAAGCAAUACUAUCCUAUCACAUGCACCCUGUGGCAAACAGUCUGGCAAUGGCACGGCUGCGGGUUAUGUUGUCUGUUAUAACUUCGGUGCUAUUUUUUGUUAUUGUUGUAACUGGAAUCAUAUCUCAUCUCCAAUUUCAUGGGAGCAAUCCCCGUAAGUGGCACCCAGAGGAUGGUGGCUGGGUAUUACAUGUGAUCAGCACUGCAUCUGAGUGGAUCGUAGCAAUAUGUUUCUGUUUAUAUAUUUUAUCAUUUUCAUCAGAGUUUAGAGAAAUUACAUUUACUCAUCCUCAGAUAUUUUUGAGAAUGGGAAGACAGCAAAUUUUAGAAACAAAUGAAGAAGUAAUAAGUUGAUCUGUAGAAGAAGAGCCUUCUCAUGAAUCAUUGACUAAUCAGCUAUCAAUCUCAACAAGCUCUUUAUCUUCAGUAUCAGACUUGGAUGAAGAGCAAUCAGCAUCGAGCGAGGAGAAAUUAGAUAAUGACUCAGAAGAUGGAAGAAGUAGACUUGUAGCAUUGUCUCUAUCUCUUCUUAUGGCAGCAAUUCUACAAGCUAUUAGAUCCCUGGGAACGCUCUUGCAGGACGUGGUGCAUACAUUUCACUGGGAUGUUGAUUCUCAGUAGCAACCAAGCAAUAUGUUACGUUUUAAACAUUUACUAUGUUCUGUAAUUAAAAAUGUAUUACAUUUCAAAUGUAAUUUUCAAACAUUAUACAUCUCAAUUGACUAGUUGUUCAUAAAUAGUGCCAAGUAUUUACCAAAAUUUCCAUUACCUGAAAAUGGAUAUGUUUGUUAAGUCAUUAGUCAUAUAACCAUUACAGCAAAUAAAACAUUACUUUGUUCAAAAGUAAUAAAUUUAAAAAAGGUUCAAAAAGGUAUUAUUUUUUGAACUCAUACUAGAAAAAAUUGGAUAUGUAUUAUUAAUUUAUAAUUUUCAUUCUUAAGAUGUUAAUAUUUUUUCAAGAAACAAAUUUUAUUGUUAUUAGUGCCAUUAGUGUUUAAUUGUUAUUUUAAAGGUGCAGUAGAAGUUUGAUUAAUCGAACUAAAUAGGACAGGGCAUCAUUAGAUACAAAUAACAUUAAAAAUGGAAUAAAAUAUAUAAAUUAACAGAAAAAUAGUUGUGUUUUAUCUCAGUACUGUCAUUAUUGAAAUUUACAAUGGCCAGUAAAACCAUACAAAUAGUGUGGUGUGAUUCCGCUGUUCUGCACAUCAAAAACAGACCUGGUAUCUUAAGCAUAAUACUUUACAUACUUUAUAAAGGAUUAUUAAUUUUGUUAUGUCUUCAGCUAAACUGGCAGCUCGAAUAAUCAAACUUUUACUGUAUUUAUAUUUUUAGGAAAUUCUAGUUCCUGACUUAAGUAAGAAAUGCUAAAUAUAAUAAAGUAUUAAUUUUACUAUAA